Alosa alosa (allis shad) is the source of this 6522-nucleotide messenger RNA. It is a transcript of the gene sipa1l2b, whose product is annotated as signal-induced proliferation-associated 1 like 2. The record is from RefSeq and is a predicted model, not a curated record. Gene Ontology annotation, molecular function: protein binding; GTPase activator activity. Lineage: Eukaryota; Metazoa; Chordata; Actinopteri; Clupeiformes; Clupeidae. Gene Ontology annotation, cellular component: cytoplasm. Gene Ontology annotation, biological process: regulation of small GTPase mediated signal transduction; activation of GTPase activity. The transcript is spliced from 22 exons.
CUACUGAGAACUACACCGUCUGGGGAAAUUAAGUGGUUCAUUGUUUGCUCUCCGGAGCUCCGGCUAGGAUUACUAAACUCGUACUUUCGGAUAGCAUGGGAUAUGCCGCUUACAGAAUAACAGAUUCACCCAAGAUGCAUUGUGCCGAGCUAUGAAGGUGCAUAGGGAAAUUACCUCACUUCCUGUCCACUCUCCCAGUCACGGUAUUGUCCUGUGGACACAGAUGAGCGUCUAGUGAGCACCCUGUUGUAUGGGUCACAAGCCCACCUUUACCAAAGCCCUGGUCUGGGUUUGUUUGUAUACUUAGUGUCCAUUCUUCAACCACUGAAAGAACUAUGAGAACAAUUCUUCUGGCUGUUAUUUGAUGAUUUAAACCUCGAAGGUUCAGAUAUGAGGGGCAUCGGCCACAGAGCACCGGACGAAGCCUGAUCAGGAACUCUCGAGGGCUUUGUGAUGCAGACGACGGACAACCUGUUCAACAAGAAGCUUCAGGCCCUGAACGGCAACAUGGGACCGCCCAUGACCAGCGUCCAGGGCACGCCAGCCAUGCCCAAGAUGGGCGUCCGCGCCCGCGUGUCUGAUUGGCCCACGCGCAAGGAGAUCGCCGACAACCGCCCACCGCCCCGUUAUGACAGCCUGAUGACGAGCUUUCCCAGCAUGCCGCCCGGUCAGACGCAGGACGGAGGAGGAGGAGGAGGAGGAGGCAUGAAACAGACCCAAGCGUCUGUCAUCAACACCAACUUCCUGGAGGCCAAGUAUGGGCUGGCCGACCUUCUGAACAGCUCGCCGUACAAAGGCGGGUUCAACCCGCUCCGGCAGCGCAGCAACAGCGACGUGACGAUCAGCGACAUCGGCGCCGAGGACGUCGACCAGACGGCCAUUAACCCCAACACGGGCGCGUCGCUGCACCGCGAGUACGGGAGCACGUCCUCCCUCGACCGCCAGAGCGUCACAGGGCAAGGCUUCUCCGGAACGGCCAGGCCCCAAGACCCGGACCUCGGGGCGCCGUCCGAGCUCCCGAGCGCCCCUCCCCCGCAGGCGCUCCCCGAACUCUUGCACUACACGGCGCCCCCGGCCACGGCGACGACGACGCUGUCGCCAAGCCUCCAGACGGCGGCGCAGAUCGCCCGCGGCGACAUCAUCUGCAUCUCCAACCUCGACUACGUGGACCCGUCGCUCUUCUACAGCCGGGAGCGCGAGCGCUCCGCGCUGCAGCGGCAGAAGUCCGAGAAGACCGAGUCGUCUGGAAUCUUCCGGCGCCUGCGCACCAUGAAGAGCGAUGGCGGCGGCGGCGAGCGGCAGAAGCAGAGCAGCAGCAGCACGGAGCAGGACGAGGUCGCCCGGCUCCUGGGUCGCCCGCAGAGCUUCCAGAAGUGCUUCGCCCACUACGACGUCCAGAGCGUGCUCUUCAACAUCAGCGAGGCGGCCGCCAACCGCGCCAACCUCGCCCGCAGAAAGAACGUCACCACGGGAGCUUCGGCUGCCUCUCAGCACCAAGGCGGCGUCGGCAUCGGUGGAGGAAGUGGAGGCGGCGGCUCCAGCGAUGGUAGCGCUGACCCGCUCCCCGGCUGCGAGUCCCCCCUGGGCAGCUGCGAGGACCUGGGCUCGGACCCCGACGAAGGCGACGGCAAGUGCAACGGAAUGGUGCUUAGCUGCCCGUACUUCCGCAACGAGACCGGCGGGGAAGCCGAGCGUAAGCUGGGCGUCCCCAGGUCCAACAGCGCCACCUACAGCGACGGAGGGGAAGGCUACAGCCUGGAGGCCUCCAUCACCUCCCACUGCUCCAACGCGGGCGUGUCCGUGCUCGAGGUGACCCGGGAGAACUACCCUCUGCAACGGGAGAUGGUCAAGCGUUACAACUUCGAGCAUAUGGACCAGGGAGCAUACUACUACCACAAGUACUUCUACAAUAAAGAGCACCAGAACUACUUUGGGGUGGAUGAGAACCUGGGGCCCGUGGCCCUGAGCAUCCGCCGCGAGAGGCUGGAGGACAGCAGAGAUGGAGCGCAGUACAACUACCGCAUCAUCUUCAGGACCAGCGAGCUGACCACCCUGAGAGGGGGCGUGCUGGAGGACGCGGUUCCCUCCACCGCCAAGCACGGCACCAGCCGCGGGCUGCCCCUCAAGGAGGUGCUGGAGUACGCGGUGCCCGAGCUCAACAUCCCCUGCCUGCGCCUGGCCAGCAGCUCGCCCAAGGUCCCCGAUCAGCUGCUCAAACUCGACCAGCAAGGGUUGAGUUUCCAGCACAAGGUGGGCAUCCUCUACUGCAAGGCGGGCCAGAGCACGGAGGAGGAGAUGUACAACAACGAGUCGGCCGGUCCGGCCCUCGAGGAGUUCCUGGAGCUGCUCGGCCAGCGCGUCCGCCUCAAGGGCUUCACCAAGUACCGCGCCCAGCUGGACAACAAGACGGACUCCACGGGCACCCACUCCCUCUACACUGCCUACAAGGACUACGAGCUGAUGUUCCACGUCUCCACAAUGCUCCCCCACACACCCAACAAUAGACAGCAGCUGCUGAGGAAGAGGCACAUUGGGAACGACAUCGUCACCAUCAUCUUCCAGGAGCCUGGUGCGCUCCCCUUCACGCCCAAAAACAUCCGUUCCCACUUCCAGCACGUCUUCAUCAUCGUCCGAGCACACAGCCCCUGCACUGAGGACGUCUCUUACAGUGUGUCCGUGUCCCGCUCCAAAGACGUGCCGGCCUUCGGCCCGCCCAUCCCCAAGGGUGUGACCUUCCCCAAGUCGGCCGUCUUCCGGGACUUCCUGCUCACCAAGGCCAUCAACGCGGAGAACGCCGCGCACAAGUCGGACAAGUUCCGCGCCAUGGCCACGCGCACGCGCCAGGAGUACCUGCGCGACCUGGCCGAGAACUUCGCCGGCUCUGCGCCCCUGGACUCGUCCGGCGGCGGUGGCGGCGCCAAGUUCAGCUUCAUCACGCUGAAGCCGCCCGCAAGGGAGCUGCCCCGCCGCCAACGCCAAGACCUGCAGAGCAGCGGCGCCGUCACCUGGGCGGUGGUCGCGCGCGACAACGACGCCAAUCCCAUCGUUGGCAGCCCCGUCUCCCCCGGCGACUUGUCCUGCUGUCUGCUGGUCGUCUCCAACGAGUUUGUAGUGCUCAUCGAGGAGGCCUCCAAGGAGGUGGUGUUCAACUGCUACUGCCGCGACGUGAUUGGCUGGAACAUGUUCUCGCCGCUGGGCCGCAUGAAGCUGUACCACGAGCGAGGCUCUUGCCUGGCCUUCUCCAUGCAGGACGGCUGUGGGGACGAAGUGCGGGAGAUCGCCAACAGGCUGGAGAUUGUGACACGAGGCUGUGAGACGGUGGAGAUGACGCUGCGGCGGAACGCGGUGGGCCAGCUGGGCUUCCACGUGAACUUCGAGGGCGUGGUGGCGGACGUGGAGCCGUUCGGCUUCGCCUGGCAGGCGGGCCUACGGCAGGGCUGCCGCCUGGUGGAGAUCUGCAAGGUCACCGUGGCCACGCUGUCGCACGAGCAGAUGAUUGACCUGCUGCGCACCUCCGCCACCGUCACCGUCACUGUGGUGCACGCGCACGAGGACGGCACCCCCCGCAGGGGCUGCUCUGAGCUCUACCGCUCCCUGCCCCUGGUGGAGUACAAGCUGGACAGCGGCACCACGGCCGUGGGCACUCUGGGAGGCGCAGGCUGGCACCUUGUGCCGCUGACCCAGCAGCUGUCGCGCACCUCUCCCACGCAGGCGCCCGCACUCACCCCGUCGCCCGGGCAACAGCAGCGCUUCCACUACGCCCAGGCCACCAUCUCCCGCAGCACCUCCUUCGACAAGAAGUUCCAGGAUGGACAGAGAGUGCUCCAGGACUUUGAGGUAUCCCAGGCAACCGUGGGCUCCCGAGAAUCGGGGCAGAUGUACUGCAGCUCCCCUAGCAACCAGUCCACGUCCAGCGACCCUGGACCCUGCGUGUCCUGGGGACAGAAAGGCAGCUACGACGGGAGCCAGUCACCAGCCCUCCACGAUCAGCCGGAGGAGAAGGAGGGAGAGUGCGGGCGGGAGAGGGAGCCCAAGCUGGAGAGGACCAGGUCUGCAGAGGCCAAGUGGCACCUCCCCUCUACUAAGAUCCUGAACCCAGGCCUCCAGAGACAGGGCGCCAAGGACUCCUCCAGGAAAUUCCCCCGGGUGCGUGAUAAGAGCUGCCCCAGCCACUGCUCCAGCCACUCCAGCAGCAACACCCUCUCCAGCAACGCCUCCAGCGCCAGCAGCAGCGACGGGGGCAGUGGCGGAGGCGGCGGCGGCGGCGUGGGCAAGCGCUUCGGCUCGGGCGACCCCAUGGACCCCGAGUCCCUGGGCCUCACCUACAUCAAGGGUGCGUCCACCGACAGCGGUGCAUCCCGACACGGCCCCUCAAGAUGCCCCACACCCCCGCCCCCCACUGACUUCUGACCGGGUGGCCGGGGCGGAGGGAGGGAGGAGGUCUGAGGGGGGCACAAGGGCUUACAGCGCCUGCCCUGGACGAUGGAGUACCCGGAGGGAGAGGAGGGCGAGGAGGAGGAGGAGGAGGGGAAGCUGUACCUCACGCCCCAGGGGUACGCGCACACCCCCAGCGCCGCCUCCACGGGACACGUGACCGACGGCAGUACCGGAGACCUGAGCGAGAUCUCCUCCCUGUCCAGUGGCUCUCGUCACUCAGGCAGCCCGUCGGAGCGCGGCCUGAAGAGUGGCGGCGGCUCCAUGGACUCCUCCUCCAAGCUCUACAUCAUCUCGCCCACGGGCUCGGCGCCGGGCUCGGACGCCCACGCGCACGCCCUCGCGCCCCACCACCAGCAGCAGCAGCAGCAGCAGCACCCCUACCUGGGCCAGCACGCCCAGCUCCAGCUGCAGAGAGAGAAGUAUCUAAUGAGCUGGAAGAAGGCCCACGAGGCCUCCACCCUGGACCAGGAGCAGAACAGUCCGACUGAUGGCUUAGUGUCGUUACUCCUAAGGGCACUGUUGCAGAAAGCCAGGGACCAUGUGUCAAUGCUGGUCUCAAUAAACGUGUCCCCAUCCCCACCUCCACCCCACCCCACUCCACUCCAGUCCACUGCAGUGGGUCAGUCCCCUCACCGCUCGCUGUACCGCACGCUGUCGGACGAGAGCCUGUGCAGCAGCCACCGGAGGGCGCUCUCCCUGGCCAGCUCCCGCAGCUCCAUGCUGGACCAGGCGCUGCCCGCCGACAUCCUGUUCAGCGAAAGCGCCCGGCCCGUUACCACAGCCUUGCGCUGCGCCCGCGCGUGCCCUGCAUGGCCGGCCGGACAGCUCAAGGUAGUCUGGCGCCCUUGCGCCUGCCACCUGCCUUGCGCACAAAAUGACCUCUGGUACUCAGACGGCUCACUGGCGGACAAGGCCAAGCUGGCGGAGGCUGGGCUCAUGCCCCUGCCGGACCCUGUUGGGGGGCUGGACUGGUCCCACCUGGUCGAUGCCGCCCGGGCGUUUGAAGACCAGAGUCCUUCCCCGAGCUCUCUGAGCGAGGCGGAGCAGGCCAAACAGGCACUGGAGAUGUCCUCUGAGCUGAGCCACGGACCACACACCCGAGGGGGCCCAGCACUGGACACAGGGGUUGGUUCCCCUACCUUACUCACUGGUAAAGUCAAUCAGCUGGAGGUGAUCCUGCGGCAGCUGCAGAGUGACCUCAGAAAGGAGCAGCAGGACAAGGCCAUGCUGCAGGAACAGGUGCAGCACCUGAGGCAGGACAACAUGCGCCUUCACGAGGAGAGCCAGACGGCCGCCGCCCAGCUGCGUCGCUUCACUGAGUGGUUCCUCAACUCCAUGGACAAGAACCCCUGAUAACACACACGCAGUGACGUCGAACAAGACACACACACACACACACACAUCAAAACACUAUUCAAUACAACACUACACAACACCAGCUCCAUCCAAAUCACUCCAUAGCCACCACUCACCACUUUACCAUGGGCAAGAACACAUGAAGAAAACAACAAUGGCAUCAAAUGAGGCAUAACGCAACGCUACACUACAGCACCAUGCCACCCACACACACACACACACACACACACACACACACACACACACACACACACACACACACACACACACAAAACCUCCUCUCUCCAAGUGGUUCCUUAUCUCCAUGGACAAGAAUGGGGGAGGACACACUGAGAAUAUAACACAGGCACAAAGCACCAUGCCACUCAACACCAUGCCACACACACACACCACACACUCACACACACAAUUUUACCUUUAGCUGUAAAGGAAACAGCUGUACUACUGUGUCUGGACUAAUGAGGCAGUGAAGGCUAACGCUAAUGUAGUUAUGUCAACCCCCCAUCCUCCCACCCAAACCCACAGUGUUUCAAUGCUAACACGCUAACGCUGAGUCAUCAGCAUCAUGGCGGACUUGGUGAGGCAGAAAAAUGAGGAUGAAGGAGGCGCGAAUGGACACUAAAGGGAUUGAACAAUGGCUACGCUGGAAAAGACAGUGCUUUUCUUUUUUCUGGGACAGUUUCUACUUACACUGCCAGGCACGAUGGAUGUUUUUUUUUUUUUUUUUUU